Molecule: messenger RNA, 1161 nt
Organism: Eublepharis macularius
Lineage: Eukaryota; Metazoa; Chordata; Lepidosauria; Squamata; Eublepharidae
Gene: SDHAF1
Product: succinate dehydrogenase complex assembly factor 1
Exons: 2
Coding region: 242-493 (83 amino acids)
Biological process (GO): mitochondrial respiratory chain complex II assembly
Cellular component (GO): mitochondrion
Source: RefSeq, a predicted model, not a curated record
CGCCCCGGAGGUGUCUCAACGUUCGAUCGCCCUUUGAAGCUCCGGCUGCGCCUUCCUGGCGCAAAAGGCUCGAGGCUGCUUCAUGGAGUGCGGAUUUGGUGUCUGAAUGCAACUCCGGUUGUCAACCAGGUGCAUCCCAGGACUCCAGAUGCGAGACGUUUCUCACCAUCCUUUAUCCUGUCACAGCUUCUCAUUGUUGUUGGGCCUUCCUGGGAAUUGGAGGGGCCAAACCUGACCCUCCAUGGUCCGCCACAGCAAGCUGCAGCAGCAAGUGCUGAGCCUGUACCGAAACUUCUUACGAGCAGCCAAGGACAAGCCGGGCUUUCUGCCCCGGAUACGGGCCGAAUUCCGGAAGCAUGCCCAGAUCCCCCGGACGGACAUCCUGCUCAUCGAGUAUCUCCUUCGGCGUGGACAGAGGCAGCUGGAACAGCUCCGAGACGUCCACACCAAACAGAUGGGUGUCUUUGUCAAAACAAAAUGGGAAGAGCAGUGACUCAGAGCUGGAACUUGAGGGGGCGGGGGCGGGGGGGACUCUUCUAAUUUUAGAAUGUCUCUGGCCUGCUGAUUUUCAGGAUAUCUUUAGACAGAGGGCAACUGCCUGGCUCACUGGAAAGAAAUCUGUGUGUGUCACACAAUCAGAGCUACCACCAGAGAGUGCUGUUAAGAAAAGGGUAUCAACUAUCUGCCCCUACCGCUCUGUUUAAAUACCUUGGGUUGUAACCCUUUUUAAAAACUGGUGGAAUCGUUUUGACUUGCCCAAUGAACUCCAGGAAUUGCCAUUUUGUGUGGGUGCUAAGAAUUCUGUUUUGAGAUCCCACGUGGAGCCCUGGUUUUCAGUAGCAUGGGUGCUACUGUGUCAAUAUUGGACUAGAAUGGUAGAUGUUACUGCAGGGGUAAGUAUUUCUCACACGAAUAGAAGAAUAUAAAUUGGGAAACACUGUGCUUUAAGACAGAGAAUUGUUUGACAAGUUGAAACUCUUAAUUUGCCGAUAGUGUGAGUUAAGUUGAUGAAGUGAGGUGCUGGAAGAUGUACAAGUCCGAUUUAAGUAAUACCCCUAUUUGUCCAUUUGUCUAUGCAUAUAACUGUUAGAUGCUUGAACAAUCCAGGUGUGACACUUACUGGUUGGUAUGAAUGUAUCCUUGAAUAAAGGGAUCUUUUAA